Molecule: messenger RNA, 1318 nt
Organism: Oenanthe melanoleuca
Lineage: Eukaryota; Metazoa; Chordata; Aves; Passeriformes; Muscicapidae
Gene: PSMA4
Product: proteasome 20S subunit alpha 4
Exons: 9
Coding region: 284-1069 (261 amino acids)
Biological process (GO): ubiquitin-dependent protein catabolic process
Cellular component (GO): proteasome core complex; proteasome core complex, alpha-subunit complex; nucleus
Source: RefSeq, a predicted model, not a curated record
GGCCCGCGGCACCGCGCAGGCGCGGCGGCCAUUUCCGACGCGGCGGUAGGAAAGGGCGCAGGCCCCGCCCCAGGCCGGCCCGCGGCACCGCGCAGGCGCGGCGGCCAUUUCCGACGCGGCGGUGAAGGUUCGGGCGCGGCAGCAGCGCCCGGUUGCUGCCCGCAGGCCGGGCCUCGCCGCCCCCCGCCCGGCGCAGCGAUUCCCUGCGGCGCGCCGCCCGCUGCCGCUUCCCGUGCCCUGUGCCGUCCUGCCGGCUCGCUGCCCGCGGCUCGUCCCCGGCACCAUGUCUCGAAGAUACGACUCCAGAACUACCAUAUUUUCUCCGGAAGGUCGCCUGUACCAGGUGGAGUAUGCCAUGGAGGCCAUCGGCCACGCAGGCACCUGCCUGGGAAUUCUAGCAAACGAUGGAGUUCUGCUGGCAGCAGAGCGGCGCAACAUUCACAAGCUUCUUGAUGAAGUAUUCUUCUCUGAGAAAAUAUACAAACUUAAUGAGGAUAUGGCGUGCAGCGUUGCAGGAAUAACUUCAGAUGCCAAUGUUCUAACCAAUGAGCUGAGACUGAUUGCACAGAGGUAUUUGUUACAGUAUCAAGAGCCCAUUCCUUGUGAACAACUUGUGACAGCACUGUGUGAUAUCAAGCAGGCUUAUACACAGUUUGGAGGAAAACGUCCUUUUGGUGUUUCAUUGCUCUAUAUUGGCUGGGAUAAGCAUUAUGGAUUUCAGCUGUAUCAAAGUGAUCCUAGUGGAAAUUAUGGAGGGUGGAAAGCCACAUGCAUUGGGAAUAAUAGCGCUGCAGCUGUGUCAAUGCUGAAGCAAGACUACAAAGAAGGGGAGAUGACGUUAAAGACUGCCCUGGCUUUGGCCAUUAAGGUUCUAAACAAAACCAUGGAUGUCAGCAAGCUCUCUGCCGAGAAAGUUGAAAUUGCAACACUGACCAGAGAGAACGGAAAGACAGUAAUAAGGGUUCUGAAGCAAAAGGAGGUGGAACAAUUGAUAAAACAACAUGAGGAGGAGGAAGCAAAAGCUGAACGUGAAAAGAAGGAGAAGGAACAAAAAGAGAAGGAUAAAUAGAAUAUGAAAUCAAGCGUUCUCUAGAUAAUAAAGGACCUGCUUCAGCAAAAGAUAAUCUGCAUUUCUGUGCUGUAGAAGCCUGCAGCUAUGCAUGGAGGACCCAGAAGUACUUUUGAUGAACCAGGUCCUUAGUCAUCAUUUAGAUAAUUAGUUUACUGCUCCUUACAUUGACCAAUAAUUGCUUUAAUUCUUGAACACUCUUUCUUUCAUCUUCUAUUUUUUAUUAUGGAAUAAAAUUUAAGAAGAAUA